AUGAGCUGGGCAUUCCUACGUGAUCUGCUGAGUGGAGUGAAUAAAUACUCAACAGGAGUUGGAAGAAUCUGGGUAGCAGUUGUGUUCUUAUUCCGCUUACUGGUUUACAUUGUGGCUGCAGAAAACAUCUGGAAAUAUGAGCAUGAUGAAUUUGAAUGCAAUAUCAGGCAGCCCGGUUGUGAAAAUGUUUGCUUUGACCAUUUUUUCCCUAUCUCCCACAUCAGACUUUGGGCUUUGCAGUUAAUCAUGGUCUCCACCCCUUCACUGCUGGUUGUUUUUCACGUUGCUUACCGAGAGAAUAGAGAGAAACGCCUCAACCAGAAGCUUUAUAAAAGUCCAAGACAUAUAGAUGGUGGAUUGCUGUAUACUUACCUUAUCAGCCUUAUUUUAAAAACAGGAUUUGAAAUCAUUUUUCUUGUUCUGUUUUAUAAAUUGUACAAUGGAUUCAAAGUGCCACGUCUUGUGAAAUGUGACAUAAGACCAUGUCCCAAUACUGUAGAUUGCUAUAUUUCCAAACCCACCGAGAAGAUGAUUUUCCUCUGUUUUUUGGUGGCAACUUCAUGUUUGUGCAUUGUACUAAAUCUAAGUGAACUGAGUUACCUCAUUUUCAAAUACUCCAUGAAAUGUUAUCUGAAGAGGUACAUCCAGAAACAUCAAGGUUCAAAAAGUGAUUGCCAGAAAUCAGGAAUCACUGUCAGCAAGAGGCAGAAGAGCACAGAGAGAGCCUUUGCCAUCAAUAGAGCACAACCACUGAGUUUAUCUGCAAGAUCACAAUCUCACUUCCCUUUCAGAAAGUGCCUUGUUUAUUCAGUUUUUAUGGUAUGGCAUAAGGACUCAUGUAUUUUAUAGAUAGAUAGAUAGAUACCAAACUGGUAUUAUCAAAAUAAACCAUCUGUUUUAUAAACCCACUAUUUACAAAACCGGUUUCUGAAGUUUUUUUGUUUUGUUUGUUUUUUUAACAAAAAUUAAACUAUACACCAAUCUAAGUUACAGAAACAAAAAUAACCUUUAUAAGAUCACAUGUAUAAAACAAGAAAUGAAAUGUGAUUUUAUUUAAGGCAAUACUGGGCUACUUCACAAAUCACCACCUCAAAUAUAUGCACUGCUCCACACUACUAAUUUUCUAUCACAUUCACAACGGAUUCUUUAAUACCAAAUAUUGUUUUAAAUCUCCAAUGUAGCAAACUAUUUUUAUUCACAUUUCCUUUGUUAUUAUGGAAUCAUAAAUGCUUUGUAUCCAAUUAAAAGCAAUGAAAAAUGUAGCUAUAAGAAAGCUAUUAUAUUUAUGAGUUAACUACAUAUAAGUAUCAUCCAUAGAUACUGGAUGUUAAACUUUAAAAAAAACGAAAGUGUGUCAGUACAUUUAACCUACGAAAUGUGAUCUUAUCCAGCUCCUCUUGAGUAAAUAAGUGCUUUACACAAAAGAAACUGGAUAUGGCAGACUUAGCUAGUUUUAGUUCAAAAGUUAUUAAUUUAAAAUGACUAAAGGACAGUUUUAAAAACUUGUUCACUUAGUUACAAAUUAAAAUUCCGAAUAUAAAUGU
Molecule: messenger RNA, 1544 nt
Organism: Apus apus (common swift)
Lineage: Eukaryota; Metazoa; Chordata; Aves; Apodiformes; Apodidae
Gene: GJB7
Product: gap junction protein beta 7
Exons: 2
Coding region: 1-849 (282 amino acids)
Biological process (GO): cell communication
Cellular component (GO): connexin complex
Source: RefSeq, a predicted model, not a curated record